AUGGAAAAUGGCAAUCUUUCGGCGAUUUUUUCCACAAUUCUAGAUUACGCGGAAGAGGAGACUGGCGCCGCCGGCACUUCCAGUAAGUUUUUUUUUUAAAACAAUUUCCUUGCGAAACAACUUGAAAAAAAAAGUCACAGAUUCCGGUCGUGCUCUGACUGUCCGACAAGAAAACGCCGUGGCGGUGCUUCGAGCGGUGGCGGCUGAAAAUGAGAAAAACGCGAAAAAGGCGGAAAUUUCGUUCCAAGAGCUCUCGCAGAGCGUUUUGGACGAUAUCGGAGCAAAAUCCGCGGCCGCACAACAAUUGUGUGCUCUUUUGAGCCGACCGCACAUUCAGGGCACACUUUGGGCCGCCCAGGAGAUAUCGGCCGGCCGCUUCGGACCCAAAUUGCCCGAAGUGCCGUUCGAAGUGGACGAGGACGACGGCGUGGCCGUCAAAAUUGUGAGUUUUAGGCGGGAGAGGUUAAAUAUUUGAAUUUUGACAAGUACACGAGUACAAAGACGUGUUUGCCUUUAAAAAAAAUUGAAUGUGCUUGAUAAGAGAACGGUAUGUGCCUUUGCCAUUGAUAAAAAGUUACGAAAAUUUGCACACGUUAAAAAUGCGGAAAGUCGAUAAUUUCUCACCUAAACUUCGGCCAAUCCGAUCCCUCUUCAGGUCCGAAUAGUGCGACGUGGCGAGCCGCUCGGAGCCACAAUAAAAUGCGAACGUGGCAAAGUGUACGUGGCGCGGAUACUGGCGAACGGAGUGGCCGACCGGAGCGGGUGUAUUCAGGACGGCGACAGGGUGCUGGAAGUGAACGGAGUGCCGGUGGCCGAUAAGGAACCGCGCGAGAUUGUCAAACUGCUCGACAAGUGCGAAAAUGGCAUUGUUAGUUGAAAGCUUGGAUUGAAAAAGAGCCAAUUGUUUUUGUGUACAGAUCACAUUCAAACUGAUACCGGCCGAAAUGAGUUUGAAGUACAAGGAGAGGAAGGCCUCGCACAGAUAUGUUAGGGCACUCGUGAGUUUUAUCCAAUUGAAUGAUUUUCUUGCUUUACAACUUUGUAAUUGGCCAUUUUUUCACGUGAUCAGGAAAACUGAACUAUUACAAAGUUGUAGAGCAGAAAAAAAGCUAUCGAUUCGCUUUUUAACAUGUGAAAAAUCUUCAAAAUUGACCGAAUUACGCUGUUCCUUAGUUCGACUACGAUCCGUGGCAAGACAGUCGUCACCCGUGCCCGGAAGCGGCCAUCUCGUUCCGCGCCGGCGACAUUCUCGAGGUGAUCAAGGAGAACGAUCCGUACUGGUGGCAGACGCGCAAGAUCGGAUUCGGAGCGCUCGCGAGACGGAAAGAGCGCGACGGCGAGGAGCAGCAGCCCAAGGACGAUUCCAGUUAGAAUUGCGUAGAGAUAAUUGCAAAAAAAAAGAUGAUUUUCAGAAAAGAUAGGUCUAGUCCCUUCGGAAUGGCUGCAAUCGAAAUCGGAAAACGAGGAAGGCGCCGAGCCGCAAGAUCACAUUUCGUUUUUGGAGGUUUGUCACAAAAAUUACUCAUACAAGACUUUUCUAUUAUUGUUUUUCAAAAGGCAUGCUUCGAGUUGCGCGCGACGAUAUUAUUGGGGCACCGGACAGAAAGGGCGCGCUGUUCGCAAUCUGGCCGAAUUUCUAGGCCGCAAAGUAAUUUUCCACUGAAAACGUGGCCUAACUUUUCAAACUCGGCCCGAGGUCGCUCAAUUUGCACUACAAAAAGAGUUUCUCAACGGAGCGCCAUUUUUGUGCGGUGCCCCUAUAAUAGCUCAAAACUACCGACUUUUUUUUUUCGUCCCGUCCUGCCUGCUUUCCCAAACGCGCGCACUCCAUUCAAAUUUGUCGCAUCGCUGCGAGACCCAUCCAUUUUUUGAUCUGCGCGCGCAACCGGUUAACUAGAGACAUGCUAUUCACGGUUGUUUUCGUCGUUGUUUGCGUCGUUUGCGCCCUCUUUUUUUGCCGUUUCUUCAUUGAAAAAUGCGAGUAGAGCUUAUUUCGACGAAAUCGCGAUAGUUUCUUCUCAGAGAAUCGAGUUUUUUUUCGCAUAAAACUCUCCAUUUUUGACAGUUUUUCAUAUAAAACUCGAAAACUCCAGCGCAGUGAGUGAUUGACAAACCGAAUACUGAGUACUAUGCGAUAAAUGUACACAAAAAGUGAAAUAGAACAUGAGUUGAUAUCGUCAUUUUGCUUAAUUCUUCUCUAGUUUUUCUCCGAUUCGCUCCGCGACAACGUCCACGCUGCUCGUUGUUUAUAAUCAUCUUCUGUUGAUGCGAACGCCCGUUUUCUUGGAAAACAUGAACAGAAAGGUCCUGUAUGAAUAUUAUAGCUUUUUACUCUUCGUUGUACUUUUCGUCGCUCACGUGCUCAUUUCUCUUGACGGAAUAACAAAAAAACACGAUAAAAUAUGCAGAAUUUCGCUGUUUACCCGUUCGUGUUUUAAGAAUCGCGUCUUUGAAAACUGUAAGAUGUAUCGUUUCAGAACCACAAAGAGCGCUUCUACGAGAGCGUCUUCCGAUGGCGGAACAAGAAAAAGCGGCGGCGAGUCGUCGUGCUUCUGGGCGCUCCGGGCGUCGGCCGCAAUGAGAUCCGACGGCAGUUCUUCAAAGUGUUCGCCGAUCGAUUCACGAAUGCGAUUCCGCACACGAGCCGCCCGCCGAGGUAAUCAAAUUCCCAUUCCGGAGGGCGACUAAGCUCACUGCUAAUUGGUUCUUGCUUCCUUUCUCGCUUAGGAAAUACUUUAAGCACAACAAGUUGAGUACAAUUUUCUAAAUGCUUUCAAUUGAAAAUAGCGAAAAGUCCCAUUCAUCUCUGGAGACAAUCCGCCAAAAAUCGCUGAAAACGAAAAACUGACAAAUUAGGCGACGAUUCGUCAUUUUCUCUCGAAUUCCCAUUCGUCUUUUGAAUUCCCAGAGACGACAAAAAUAGAAGAAAACGGCAGAGCAUAACAAUUUUUUUCAGGCCCAACGAAGUGGACGGUGUGAAUUACUAUUUCACGACGCGCGCCGAAAUGGAGCGGAUGAUCGAGCGGAAAGAGAUGCUCGAGUACGGCGAAUUCCGCGAGAAUCUCUACGGAACCGCGCUCAAAUCGGUGCGGCAGGCGAGCGAACGGGGAACGGUGCUGCUGACGCCGCAUCCGUUGGCCGUCGAAAACAUUCGCACGGAGGAGUUUGCGCCCAUCGUCGUUUUUGUGCAGCCGCCCGAGUUUGGCGAGUUCAAGGUUUGCCAUUUUGAUUGAUUUGUACUGAUUUGGAAAAUGUAUAGUGAGAGUUGAGCAGCAAGCGCAUAAACUCACUGAACUUCAUUUCCAAGUCCUAGUUAGAAAUGAAUAGACACAUUUUAAAUCCUACCAACUAUUCAGCACACGCGUGAGCUGUACCGUGCCCAAACGACGCGUUCCCACUCGGCGGCCUCCUCGUCGAACGUCUCGCAGAAUACGAUGGCGCCGGGCGGCGGCGGCCGCGGAUUCUCCGACGCCGAAAUCCGUCAAAUCAUUGAGAGUUCGGCACAAAUGGAGCAAAAGUAUCGCGGAGUUUGCGACGCGAUCGUCCGGAAUACCGAUUUGGAGACGACGAUGAACGAACUGACGGGGCUGAUCUAUCAGCUCGAGUCGAAGCCCGUCUGGAUGCCUGUCAAGUGGUGUAACGAGAUUGGCGAAUAA
Caenorhabditis sp. 36 PRJEB53466 is the source of this 3656-nucleotide messenger RNA. Lineage: Eukaryota; Metazoa; Nematoda; Chromadorea; Rhabditida; Rhabditidae. The record is from the annotation of a GenBank genome assembly.